AUGCCAAAAGACAAGCGAAAGCGCGCCUCAGGCGCUGGCGAUAGCACGCCCUACUCGAAGCCGUCGGCGAAGCAAGCAGCCGCACACUCGAUCUUCAAGAUGGACAAGGACCUCGGACAGCAUAUCCUCAAGAACCCAGGUGUCGCGAGCGCAAUCGUGCAAAAAGCGCACCUGAAGCAAUCAGACCACGUGCUGGAAGUUGGACCGGGAACAGGAAACUUGACGGUGCUGAUCCUGAAGGCAGCGAAAGCCGUGACGGCUGUGGAAAUGGAUCCUCGAAUGGCUGCCGAACUGACGAAGCGUGUUCAAGGCACCGCCGAGGGGAAGCGCCUCAAGGUCAUGCUGGGCGAUGUCAUCAAAACCGAACUCCCCCGCUUCGACGUGUGCAUAUCCAACACGCCUUACCAGAUCUCGUCGCCGCUCGUCUUCAAGCUGCUAAGCCUGCCACACCCACCGCGCAGCUGCAUCCUCAUGUUUCAGCGCGAGUUCGCCAUGCGACUAUUCGCCAAGCCCGGGGAGAAGCUGUACUCGCGACUUUCGGUAAACGUACAGAUGUGGUCGAAAGUAUCGCACAUAAUGAAAGUCGGACGCAACAACUUCAACCCGCCGCCACUGGUCGAGUCCAACGUGGUGCGCAUCGAGCCCAAGAACCCACGCCCGCAGAUUGCCUACGACGAGUGGGACGGCCUGCUGCGCAUCGCCUUCGUGCGCAAGAACCGCACUCUGCGCGCCGCAUUCCUCGGCACGACAGCCGUCCUCGAGCUGCUCACGCAAAACUACCGCCUCUUCUGCGCACAAAACGACAUUCCCCUCGAUGACACACCGCUAGCCGCCGACGAGGAGCUCUCCACCACCGAGCCCGCCGAAACAAUGGACGUGGACACCAACGACGACUUCAAAGGCUUCUCCGACCCGGACGACCCGGACGACGAGCUGCCCGAUUUCUUCAAGCAGCUGGCAGCCGAGUCGCGCGCGCAGCACGAAAAGGGCAUGCACCGCAAGAAAAAGGGACGUGUGAGCGAGCUGGUGCGUGAGAAGGUGCGCAAGGUGCUCGAGGAGGAGACGCAGCUGGCGGAUAAGCGGCCGCGGUUGUGCGAGGAGGGGGAUUUCCUGCGCUUGCUGUAUGCCUUUAAUCAGGAGGGGAUUCAUUUCAGCUAG
Ascochyta rabiei is the source of this 1158-nucleotide messenger RNA. Its product is annotated as 18S rRNA (adenine(1779)-N(6)/adenine(1780)-N(6))-dimethyltransferase. Gene Ontology annotation, cellular component: mitochondrial matrix. The coding region runs from base 1 to 1158 and encodes 385 amino acids. Gene Ontology annotation, biological process: rRNA methylation. Gene Ontology annotation, molecular function: rRNA (adenine-N6,N6-)-dimethyltransferase activity. The record is from RefSeq and is a predicted model, not a curated record. Lineage: Eukaryota; Fungi; Ascomycota; Dothideomycetes; Pleosporales; Didymellaceae. The transcript has a single exon.